AUGCUUAAAAUGUGGGUUUAUGCGCUACUGUUGAUUACGGCGCAGUUACAUCGAAAUACGGUCUUUGGCGCAGUAUCGCCAAUGGCAACAGAUGAAUACAAUGCAAGUUCAAAGGUUGGAAUUGGAAUAGCGGAUGUGACAGGAACGGCAGCUGGAGUUAAUAUGAUGGGUUAUGCGAUGCCAGGACAAAUAGCAAAAGGAAUACAUAUAAGGCAAAGAUCGAGAGCGUUCAUUAUCAUCGAUCCAAGUACGAACAAAAGGGUUGUAUUCGUUUCUGUGGAUAUUAAUAUGGGAACGACGGCCGUUAGAACCGCAACUUUAAAAAAAUUAAAUGCAACUUUUGGAAAUUUAUAUAAUGAAGAGAAUGUUGCUAUUUCGGGAACGCAUACACAUGCUGGUCCAGCUGGAUUUUUACAAUACGCAUUGUAUCAAAUAACAUCAUUCGGAUACGUGAAGGAGAAUACGGAAGCAAUAUCAACCGGAAUAUUUAAUUCAAUAGUAAAGGCGCAUAAUUCCAUACAGCCAGCAUCCAUUUACGUAUCAAGUGGAGAAUUAUUAGAUGUGAAUGUCAAUAGAUCUCCAUUUUCCUAUGAAAACAAUCCCAAAGAAGAGAGGUCCGAAUAUACAUAUGAUGUCGAUAAAGAAAUGAUAUUAUUGAAAUUUACUAAUGCUAAUGGUGACGUUAUUGGAAGUUUGAAUUGGUUUCCCGUACACCCAGUAUCGAUGAUGAAUAAUAAUACAUUGAUAUCGGGAGAUAAUAAAGGUGCCGCAUCAUAUUUCUUGGAGAGGGAAUACAAUGGAAAUGGUACUUUGACCGGGGAAGAGACCAUCGUUCACGCUUUUUCUAAUAGUAAUCUGGGGGAUUCGUCGCCAAACAUCUUCGGACCUUACUGUGCUGAUACGGGAAAUCCUUGUGAUUAUAAAACGAGUACAUGUAACGGUAAAAAGGAUAAUUGUUGGGGAAGAGGGUAUGGAUAUUUGACGGGAGAUGAUAUAUACGCGACAAAAAUCAUAGCGGAAUUACACGUUACUAAAGCAAAAGAAUUGAUAAGCUCGGCGACGACCCUUGUCAAUGGGUCGAUUGAUUAUAAAUAUACAAGAAUUGACAUGCAAAAUUAUAAAUUUACACGUAAUGGUACGGAAGUUUCGUUAUGUAAAGCAGCUCUUGGGUAUAGUAUGGUCGCGGGUACAACGGAUGGACCGGGUGGAUUUAACUUUAUACAAGGGGAUAAUGGUACUGGCAAUCCAUUUUGGAACGUGGUAAGAAGGAUUAUAAAAGAGCCCGCCAAAGAGACAAUUGAAUGUCAAAGACCUAAACCGAUUGUGUUGGCUACGGGUGAAAUGACCUCACCUUAUGAUUUUACUCCUUCAAUCGUUGACACGCAAUUACUUAAAAUUGGUAAUAUUAUAAUUUGUGUCGUACCAGGAGAAUUUACUACCAUGAGCGGCAGAAGAUUAAAAAAGACUAUCAAGAAAGUGCUUGUGGAAAGAGGAGUGAUUGAUGAUAGAGGAAUUGUAAUUGUUAGCGGACCGUCAAAUACUUAUACACAUUAUAUCACCACACCUGAAGAGUACAUCGUGCAAAGAUAUGAAGGUGCUUCAACGAUCUACGGACCAAACACGUUAGACGCUUAUCUUCAAAUCUAUCAAGAUUUAGCUAAUUCGAUGGCUGAUAACAUCACUUUACCAAAGGGUCCCGCAACUCCUGAUUUUACCGAUAAAGCUUUAAAUUUUAUACUUCCAAUCAUUGUUGAUAUCCCUCCUCUUUUCAAGAAAUUUGGGGAAAUUUGGAAGGAUGUUAAAGCGAAUUAUACCAAAGGAGAAACGGUUGAAGUUGAAUUUGUUGGUGGUCAUCCUAAAAAUGUCAUUCAAUUGGAAGGUAGUUUUCUUUACGUACAACGACUUGAAGGUGAAAAAUGGAUUAACGUUAAAAAUGAUGGUGAUUGGACCACAAAGUUUAAAUGGUUGGGUCAUAGUAUUGUUAGGAUUAUUUGGGAAAUUGACAAUGAUACUAUAGCUGGAACUUAUCGUAUAUUUUAUCAGGGCUAUCAUAAAUUACUUGGCGGUACCAUUGAAUCCGAAUCUGGCACCUCUUCUAAUUUCACGGAAGAGUUCUGGAAUUUAACAAUUAUUCAUACAAAUGAUGUCCAUUCUCGUUAUGACCAAAUUAAUUCCGCUGCUACUGAUUGUACCAAAGAACAAUUUGAAGCAGGAAAAUGUUAUGGUGGUACGGCCAGACAUAAAACUUUGAUUGAUAGGCUGAGGAACAAAAGUAAUAAUUCGCUAUUAUUGGAUGGUGGUGAUCAAUUCCAAGGAUCGAUGUUCUUCACGUAUUAUGGUGUAAGUAAAUCUUUUAAGUUAAUUUUUAAACUACCAGAAACUUUAUCAAUAUCUGAGUGUAAUAAAUUUAACGGAUUACUUUCAAAUUCUAUUUCGCAAAAUAAAAAAAUAAAGAAUUUACUCGGAUAUAAUGCUACGGCCAUUGGAAACCACGAAUUUGAUAAGGGUCCAGAUUUUCUUGCAGCCCAUCAUUCACGUUUGACCAUGCCAAUUGAAUACGAUCUCGCUGUUAUCGGUUACAUCACUAACACAACAGGAGGUAUCUCAAAUGCCGGUCCUACCCUAAGCUUCUAUGACCCUAUCCCAACCGUUCAAUAUUACGUUAACAAACUUCGCGCUAAUGGAAUUAAAAGAAUCUUGACCAUUUCCCAUAAUGGAUACGGUCCUGAUAAGGAACUUGCCGCUAAAACUUAUGGAGUUGCUGUUCAUAUUGGUGGUCAUAGUCAUACCCUUUUAGCGAAUGAUACAACUUUGCCAGAUUAUGAUCAUGCUUUAGGACCUUAUCCAACUGUCGUAAGAAAUGCUUUGGGCGAAGAUACUUUAAUCGUUCAAGCGUUCUGGUCUGGAAAAUAUAUCGGCCACCUUGACGUUACUUUUGAUAUGAAAGGACGAGUUGUGAACUAUACGGGAGGACCGAUUUUAGUUGAUCAAUCAAUCCCUCAAGACCCUGGUGUUCUAGAACUUGUUAAGAAAUGGCGUGAACCUUUCGAUGAAUAUGUUAAAAUAGUUAUAGGAAAAGCCAAAGACGAUUUCAAUCAAUUAAAUUGUCAGCGAGGAGAAUGUACUAUGGGAAAUUUAAUCACUGAUGCGAUGUUAGAAUCAAGAAAUAAUAGUCAUGCGGCUUUAAUGAAUGCAGGUGGAAUUAGAGCUUCCUUAUUAAAAGGAAAUAUAACUCGAGAGAAUGUUAUUACCGUUCUUCCAUUUGAAAAUUCCUUGGUGGAAAUUGAAAUGACUGGACAAAAUAUUACGGACAUGUUAGAAAGCGUUGUUAGUCGAUGGGAAAAUAAAUUAUCCCGAAAGAAAAUCACUAGUUUUAUACAAGUUUCAGGAAUUCGAUUUAAAUAUGAUUCUUCUAGGAUGAUGUAUGAUAGAGUGUUGGAAGUUAAAAUAAGAAAUCCAAAAACUAGAAAAUUUGAAUCUAUAAAUUUGAGUGAACCUUAUAAAAUCUUGACCAAUGAUUUUAUUUCAAAUACCGGUGAUGGAAUACUCCCAUAUCCAAUCGAAUAUAUUCCAAUUGGAAAUGUAGAAGUUGAAGUCGAACAUUAUAUUAAAAGUCGAUGCAUGAUCAAACCUUACUUGGACGGCCGUAUAGAAGAUAAAUCUAUCAAACAUGAAGAUAUUAAACCAAUUAAUAUACAUGAACCGAUACAUUUCCGUUAUCAGUUAUGA
Molecule: messenger RNA, 3729 nt
Organism: Funneliformis caledonium
Lineage: Eukaryota; Fungi; Glomeromycota; Glomeromycetes; Glomerales; Glomeraceae
Source: the annotation of a GenBank genome assembly